Microplitis mediator is the source of this 4438-nucleotide messenger RNA. RefSeq lists its product as uncharacterized. The record is from RefSeq and is a predicted model, not a curated record. Gene Ontology annotation, molecular function: monocarboxylic acid transmembrane transporter activity. Bases 518 to 2359 code for a protein of 613 amino acids. NCBI's taxonomy places the organism in Eukaryota, Metazoa, Arthropoda, Insecta, Hymenoptera, Braconidae. The transcript has 6 exons. Gene Ontology annotation, biological process: monocarboxylic acid transport; transmembrane transport.
AGGUUACUCUCCUCACCUGAGCUAUUUUAAUCCAACCAGUUUCUGAACAAAUGAAUAAAAAAAAAAUAAAAAAAUUCAAGCCCGCAAGAAAAUAGUGUGCAGAAGCGUAGAAAUGGCGCCGGAAGGAUGAGAAUUUAAAAUUAAGAAGAAGGAGAAUACUAAAUCAAGAGAGUAAGGAGAGAGGUACACGAACAAGAGGACGUAGCCCGUCGACAUGGAACGAGUUCUGACCCUCAGGAGUCGACUACGAACUCUUGCGCUGGUCACUCUUGUCUUCGUUUUAAAAAUUUGAAAAUUUAUUUAUUAUUUAUUUAUUUAUUUAUUAUCUGGAUUUUUCUAAUUACUGAGAUCGCUAAUGGAAUUUUUUUUUUUUUUUGUUUGUUAUCAAGACUGACUAUUUUUAUUCAAGGUGCUAAUCUGACAGGUACUGAAUAAAAAAAAUUAUUACGGGAAUUUAUAAUAAAAAGCUGGUGAAUAAACGAAGAUCAAAUAAAAGAAGAAAAUAAUAAGUUAUAAAAUGACGAAAAAAGUUGUUAAAACAAAACUGGUUCCACCGGACGGUGGAUGGGGAUGGGUCGUUCUUUUUUCUGCUCUCCUUGUUAACUUCCUGAUACCGGGGACAGUAAAGUCCUUUGGUGUUCUCUUUGUUGAAUUCCUUCAGGUAUUUAAGGCAUCACCUACUGCAGCUUCGUGGAUGCCUGCACUUUGUUACUUUCUUUACAGUUCAUUAGGUCCUUUGUCAAGUGUUUUAUCGAUUAAGUAUUCGUACAGAGUUGUUACAUUAAUUGGAGGUACAUUUGCUGCACUUGGAAUGAUGUUAAGUUAUUUUGCUACGUCAGUUUCUUAUUUAUAUGUCAGCUACGGCCUAAUGGUCGGUAUCGGAGCCGGUCUAACCUUUCCCCCGACCAUUUACAUAGUCACCGCUUAUUUUGAACGUCUACGCGGCCUUGCAAAUGGCCUUUGUAUUUCUGGAAGUGCAAUUGGUACCAUAGUACUACCACCAUUUCUUCAGUAUCUUCUAAAUCAUUUUGGCCAUCGAGGAGCUGUUUUAAUAAUGGGCGCAUUGACACUCAAUACAUUAGUCUGUGCACUUCUUUACCACCCGGUUAGCGAACACAUGAAAGAAGUACCAGUCGAGGGUAUUGACAAUGAAGCAUUGACGCUCGACGAACCGAUAAUUGAAGCUAAAAUGUUAACCGAUGGUAAAACAGAAGUACCGACUGACCCAAAUCAUGACCGCCUCACCGAGCUAUCGAAAUAUCUCGAAAAAAAUUUAGACCCAUCAUCCGUCACAAUCAUUAAUGAAAAUGAAAAGGAUCAAGAUAAAUUUCAAGAUGUUGAAUAUGAAAAAAGUGAAACUACUGAAACUAAUGAACGACCAACUGAAACAGUAGUUAAUUUAUCGGCACUCAGCCGUACCAAUUCAACAAGAGUUAGCAAAAAAAAUUUCCAUCUAUCACGUCAGCACAGUAUCGUUUCCGAAAUGGGCCCGAUUGCCUUAAGUCCUCGUAAUAACGUUCCUGGAUUAUUUCGCCGUUUUUUUAAAACUCCCACUAAGAAAAUUCGUCAGCGCGGUGAUGCCAAGACGAAAUCAAAUAAUUUGAAAAUAGUCAAAGACGACAAGAGUGACGAAGCUUAUCAGGGUACUGUGACCAUCAGUAGCACGGAUUCAAAUUCUACAAUCCAUAGUUCGGAGUCCAGCGCAACCAUUAGCACUGAUUCAGGUUCCAGUUCUUCAACUAGCGAAGAAAACAAAUUCUUCGACUUCAGUGUCCUGCGUGAUCCAUUGUACCUAAUUAUUUUAAUAUCCAAUUGUACAUCCGCAAUUAGCAAUACAAAUUUUAUGAUCUUAUUGCCGUCUUACGCGAUUUCGGAAGGUUUUGAUAAAAAUAUGUCUGCGCUACUACUGUCCAUUGUAUCAGCGCUAGAUUUAGUUGGUCGUAUAGGUGGCGCAUCACUAUCUGACAUUGAUUUCGUACCAAAGUAUUAUUAUUUUGUUGUAGGGUUAGGUCUUAGUGGAAUAGCGCUAGCUUUAUUACCCAUGGCAACUUCAUACUUGAUGCUGUCAUUAUUUUGUGCACUCUUUGGACUUUCUUCAGGCAUGUACAUUGGUAUUACUACUGUCAUACUUGCAGACAUGUUGGGAACUGAAAAAUUGAGUUCAUCUUACGGGAUUUCACUUUUUGUUAACGGGGUACUACAGUUGGUAGGACCGCCAGUGUGUGGCGCGAUUUUUGAAAGAGUCGGAACAUAUAAGCCCAUUUUUUUAGCUUUUGGAAUUAUUUUAAUACUUGGUACAGCUUUGUGGGCUGUUGUACCGCUUAUUAAAAGAAAAUCUAAAGAAGAACAAACAGAAUAACGAUUUCAUUAUUUUAAUUUUAUUAGUGAUCAUUUAUAUUAUUUUAGAUUCAAUAUUUUUUUUUUUAGUUAAAAAAAAAGUUUUUGAUUAUGCCCGCAUUUUUUUUAUCUAGUCAUAGUUUAAGAUGUACAAACAAUUGACAGAAUUUUUUUUCUUUUUCAAUCAAAAAUUUAUAAGAAAUUUAAAAAGUAAACUCUUCCAUUUUUUUUUAGAUUAAUUAAGAUCGAGUAAACUAAUUAAGAGGACUGGCAGCGUUUAGAAAAGUAUCUUAUACAUUUUGUAGAAAAUGAGUAUUAUAUUUGAGUGAAGUUGGGUACAAGAGCUGAAGGUUAAUGCUACCAACAAACUAGAGUAUACCCUGCUUAAAAAAUCCAAUAAAUUUUUAUAUCUGUAUGUUUAAGGCUCUAUAUAGUCGUCCCGAUGAAAGCUUGGGAUUUUUUUCCACCACGGUUUCUUCCCCCACCCUUUGAAUGUUGAUUUGGCACAUGCGCACAUUUAAUGACGCAUGCGCUCAUUCUAAUAUUAUGGUCGUGGGGAAAGAAACUAGUUGGGACCACUAUAGUUAACCACAACACCUCUCAUACAACUCAUUCAUUCUUAUAAAAUGUCUAUGAAAAUUUAUGAGAAUCUAUUGGAUUCUAUGAGAUUUUCUAAACAGGGUAGUAAUUUACUAGAUGGAUACAUUAGAUUUUGUAAUUAAUACCCGUACAAAAAUGCCGUUUUACGCCUAUAGAAGGCGCCAUGUCCUAACUUUUGAGAAGAAGAUGUGCGUAAUUACAAAAAAAUUACCUAGCGCAUACUCAAAUGAUCCGCGCAUGCGCAUUGCGGCUUAUUUGAUGCGCAUGCGCAGUCAAGGAAUUUUUAUUACGCUGAUAUGGUAGUACUUAUUAAAAUCCUUGAUAUUUUUAAUUUAGUAUUUAUAAAGAUUGUACUAAAUACGAUUGUACUUAAUUAGUUCCAAGUAAUAAUGUCUACUGCAAGUUUCUGCUGAAGACACUACUUGCGAGGUUCUUUUAGCAGAAAUCACAAUAACAGGAAUUAUAACAUACGAAAGACAAUAUGACAGUCUUCCAAAAAUUUUAUGAAAAUGUCUUUCCAAAAAUCUUCACUCCUGUUUCAACACUGAACUUUAAAAUUGUCUUGCAAAAAUUCUUUCCCUCUGCCCUUUACACCAGCUCAAUAUGGCCGUCAUUUUAAGCCGAUGGUGGGGGUAAGGUAGCAGGCGUAAGCUUGGAGUGACUUGCGCAGUUCGCUGCUAGCCAUGUGUAAGGAUCAUUAUGACAAUUCUUACGCAAGUCUUUCGCAAGAUUUGUAUAAUUUUCUUAAUCUAUUAGUUUGUAAAAUAUCUGUCAUAUAUUUUUUCAUGAUCCGUUGGGUAGAAUAUAACAGUUCUUUUGUAAGUCCCGCACGAGACUUUAAAUUAUAAUCUUCUACAAGUGUAUAGCAAGAUUUAGGGGCAUAUAGCCAACCAGAUGUUGGUUUACAAGACUUGCGUUAGAUUUUGAACACUCUGUUAUAUAGGUUACAAAUACAUAAGUAUUUUUUUGCCACUAAAAUUUGCCAUCCUCGAGAAGAGAAUUCAUAUUAUAGUAAAUUACUGUUGAUAUCAAUAAUUAUGAUCUGAUAUAUGAGUAAAAAAGAUUUUAUGUAAUUAUAUAUAACUCUAUAAAAUUAUAUCAUCAUAUACAAUUAUUCAUGAUUUCAUGAUUCAUAUAUGAAUCAUUCAUGCUCUAUGUAUGAAUUAUAUAAGCUCUAUAUGUAAAUCAUAUAUGUUUUAUAUAUAGAUCACAUAUGGUCCAGAUAUAAAUCGUACACGGUCUAUAUAUAUGAUACAUAUACGCUCUAUAUACACGAAGAGAAAUUUAUGGUAACAACUACAAUAUAUUAUGGGAAUAGUUCCCAUAAUGCAUGGUAACCGGUUUUUUUAAAUGUCGAUUAUAGGAACGAAACCUAUAUAUAUUAUAGUUAUCACUACUAUAACAUUAUGGUAAUCAUUACCACAAUAUAUGGUAACCAUUACCACAAUAUAUGGUAACCAUUACCACCAUUAUGGUAACCAUUACCACAAUUAUGGUAACC